GUAACAUAAGAAAAGAUGAAAGGUGAAAUAUCGCUGACUCGUCUUGAGGCUUCAUCUCCAUCACGGACUCUUUUUCGGGUAGAACUGGAAGUUGCUCGAGCGUUAAUGGAAGCUCUGGCAAAUGCUGCAGUCUCUUCUCCCUUCUUCCAAAUCAACCCCAGCAAUGGUUCCAGGCUUCCGCUUAAAGCUCGAACACUUCGCUGCUUCAGGAAGGAUGAGAAUGGCACGAGCUCUUUUACAGAACCUUCACAGAUGGAGUUGGAGGUGCAUAACACGGACACGAUUCAGGAGUCCAUUGUAUCUACCAUUGGCGGAUUAGAAACGAACCAUGAUGACAUUUGGAAACUUUUCAAUGAUGCUCAGAGGAAUAUUCUACACCUUAAUAAACAACGACUAAUGGCCUUAGGGGAGCUCAGCAAGACCCAGAGAGAAAAACAACUGCUGCUUGAUAGAAUAGAACAUUUGGAGGCACAAAAUCAGAGUGUGGUAAAAGGUUCCGCAGUUAAAACAGACAAUCAAUCAGUUUGCUGCGAGUUGCUUCUUCGAAUGGAUUCAAUGGUCCUUUCAGGUCUAAUUGGCACAGAGGAAGCAUCUGAUCUCCGAAGGAUGGUCAUGGAAAACAAAGUUAGUUUAGGUGAUGCUUUCUGUAACAUCCAGCAGAAAGGAGAUACAGAACUGCUGACAGAACUUCGCCACUUUUCGGACAAAAGCAAACGAAUAGGUUUUCACAUAGUGCACAUCUGUACUGAAAUGGCACCUAUAGUUUCUGUUGGAUCUUUGGCAUCAUAUGUGACCGGCAUAUCUUGCGCGCUGCAAAGAAAGGGCAACUUGGUGGAAGUUAUUUUACCCAAGUAUUCAAGCCUGGACCUAGAGGAAGUACAGGGAUUUCGGAAAGUUGAAGCUGAAGUUCGUUCUUACUUUGGUGGUCGCUGGCAUGGAAACAGAAUUUGGACUGGGGUUAUCUAUGGCAUUGGAGUUACAUUUAUCGAACCUCUAUAUCAUUCAUCGUUUUUCAACCGGGACAAGAUAUAUGGCUACUCGGAUGACUUUGAACGAUUUACCUAUUUCUCCCGUGCAUCCCUGGAUUACUUGGUGAAAUCAGGAAAGCAACCUGACGUUUUGCAUAUACAUAAUUGGGAAACAGCUAUUAUUGGGCCACUUUUUUGGGAUAUCUUUGUUAACCAGGGACUUGGAAGCACUAGAAUACUAUUCACAUGUCAUGGCUUCAAUUCUCAGUGUUUGGAGAAGCCGGAUACGUUAGCACUAUGUGGCCUUGAUCCUUCUCGACUUCACCGCCCCGACCGUCUGCAAGAUAAUAUCAAGACGCAUCUUGUUAACAUUUUGAAGGGUGGAAUUGUCUACUCCAAUAAAGUAGUGGUGGCGUCAUCCAUUCACUCAAAAGAUAGAAUCAUUCGCAAUUUGAGCCAUGGAUUGGAAUCCACAUUAGCCAUCCACAAGGAGAAGUUGUUGGUUUCCCCUUAUGGAUUUGAUGAUACCAUCUGGGAUCCUUCCAAAGACAAAUUUCUUCCAGCAAAGUAUUCUGCAGACGAUAUGAAAGGAAAAUCAGUUUGCAAAAUUGCAUUGAAGCAGCGCCUUGGGUUCUCUGGAGAUACAUCUUCUGUGAUCGUCGGAUGCAUCUAUUCCCAAGUUUCAGAUGUUGACUUGGAGAAUCUGAAGGCAGCUGUUUUGCUUGCUAUGAGGAAGGGGGCUCAGUUUGUCUUCAUGGGGGCUAGCAAAACACCAAGUGUUAAUGCUGAAUUGGAAUCAUUUCAAGAAGAACUCAAGGAUGAAAAUGUACGAUUUGUAAACAAAUACAAUGAAGGUGUAGCACACCUAGUCCUUGCCGGAUCCGACAUCAUCUUGUGCCAAUCCUUUCAUGAUCCAGUGCAACAAGUCCCACUCAAGGCAAUCAAGUACGGAGCUGCUCCAGUUGCAAUAACCUUGAAUGAUUACACCUUAAGGCAUUCAGAGAACCACGAUUUUGGGAGCACAAACGUGUCACUGUAUCUCCUCUCUACCUUUGCAAAUAUGUCCCUUAGCCAAGCUCUUGAUCAAAUCAAGAAUGACCCUACUCGGUGGAAUCUGAAGAUAAAGGAUGCGAUGUUGAAAGAUUUCUCAUGGGAUGCAGAGUGCCAUGACAUACAUUCGGAAGCUUACGCAUCAAUAAAGAACUUAUGAAGCUGGCAUAUGAACAUCUGCGCUGCAUGUGUAUUAUGGAGUAUACAUAUAUGUACAUAUGUAUUUAUUAUGGUAGAGACUAUACACAGAUACCUUAAAUUUAUUAGAAUUUCACCUGAUGGUAGCGAUUUGAUGGGCCCCACUGGGAAGCCAUUCAUACAAGUAGAUCUAUGGGUGGUCCAACAAAUGGAAGCAGGGGGGCACCUGAUUGGUCGAGGCAGUAGACCUCAGAUUGCCAAGCUGACAUUUAUGUAUCAGAGAGUCCCAUCUCCCUAUGUAGGACAAUUAUGUGAGAUCCAAGCGUUGCAUCA
Magnolia sinica is the source of this 2489-nucleotide messenger RNA. Its product is annotated as probable starch synthase 4, chloroplastic/amyloplastic. The coding region runs from base 16 to 2178 and encodes 720 amino acids. The transcript has 20 exons. The record is from RefSeq and is a predicted model, not a curated record. NCBI's taxonomy places the organism in Eukaryota, Viridiplantae, Streptophyta, Magnoliopsida, Magnoliales, Magnoliaceae.